Molecule: messenger RNA, 909 nt
Organism: Aureobasidium namibiae CBS 147.97
Lineage: Eukaryota; Fungi; Ascomycota; Dothideomycetes; Dothideales; Saccotheciaceae
Product: DUF1769-domain-containing protein
Exons: 3
Coding region: 1-909 (302 amino acids)
Source: RefSeq, a predicted model, not a curated record
AUGGCGGACAAGUACAUGCUCAGAGUCACCGCUGGCUCAGACUAUGACGAAGCGAACCAAAAGCUGGUUCACGUCAACACUGAACAACCACUCAGCAUCUCCAGCUCCAAGCUCGAUGCUUCCUUGACCGUUCGCGUCCAAAACUACCGCGGCGAACCCGUCAAUUCUCCAGCAUCAUGCGCCUACUUCGAAACCGAUCCCCACAAGUCGGAUCUCUACAGCAUUUCCUUCUCCUUCACGCCCAAGAAGAACAUCAACGGUCAUGAUCUGGUCUUCGGAAACGACUUUGACCACCCGAUCAAGGACAAGCUGCCUCCGGGCUUCGGACAAGCAAUGAAGAUUGCUCAGUGGUUUAUCGAUCCUGGACUUUACGGCGAUGCAUACGCCGACGAGCCAUACCUUUAUGGACCCUUCCUCAGUUCUAUCAACACGCUGAGAGUUGGCGAAAAGAAAGAGCCCGCGGAGCUGAAGGGAAGCGACGACAAGCCUGUUAUAGUAUCUGAGGGUGCAGAUGGCGAUGGCGUCGAGGCUAGAAAGAAGGCCGGCUUGCCCGAUGAGGCAAACGCUCGCAAGAAGCACUUCCUCAAGGAGCAGCACUUGAAGGACUUUACAUUUGAGCAGGGCAGAAACUACAGCUGCGACUUCUUCAACCCAUACCUGGAUUUCAAUGACUUCGCACUCAAGCUUCCUGGAUUCAGCUACAUCCCCGGCAUCACUAUCCCCAUCAUCAGCUACUGGGAUGGACAACCUCUGAGGUCUCACGCACUUAGAUAUGUCCUCAAAGACAGAAGCACAAACGAAGUCCUCUUCGUCAUCAUCUUCACCCUGCUACCCCGCCACAGUGAGGGGCAGAAGGAAGACGCGAAGAAAGGAGACAAGCCCAGCCAGAAGGAUGGAGAUCUAGAUUGA